Exophiala viscosa is the source of this 1445-nucleotide messenger RNA. Its product is annotated as oxidoreductase. Bases 276 to 1355 code for a protein of 359 amino acids. The transcript is spliced from 7 exons. The record is from RefSeq and is a predicted model, not a curated record. Gene Ontology annotation, molecular function: nitronate monooxygenase activity. Lineage: Eukaryota; Fungi; Ascomycota; Eurotiomycetes; Chaetothyriales; Herpotrichiellaceae.
CAUGACAUGACAUUUAUCAUGGGGAGCCGAGGUAAGUUGUCAAAUGUUGCAUGUCCUGUUCACCACCUCCUCGACAGCCCCAUCUUCAGCUGCAGGUUUCGGCUACUCUGUGAUUACUGUUCUUAUAUUUCUCCUUCUCUCAUUCUCAUCGCCCUUUUGACACCUUUGGACUUUGCACAUCAUCCAAUCCUCUCAGCGACACCCUCAGCGACUCCUGAAGCAACAUAUACCCUAAUCCUCAAACCUUCUUCGAUUCGCCCAAGAACAUAUUCACGAUGGCGUCCCCACAAUCGCUCAGAACAACCACGACCGAUCUGCUGAAGAUCAAGCACCCUGUCAUGCUUGCCGGCAUGAAUGUUGCUGCUGGUCCAAAAUUGGCUGCCGCAGUCACGAACGCUGGCGGUCUUGGUGUUAUUGGCGGUGUCGGAUAUACUCCAGAUAUGCUGCGAGAGCAAAUCGCCGAACUCAAAGGCUACCUGAACGACCAGAACGCCCCCUUCGGUGUUGAUCUCCUGCUGCCCCAGGUCGGCGGUAGCGCGAGAAAGACGAACUACGAUUAUACCAAGGGAAAGCUCGGUGAAUUGGUCGAUAUCAUCAUCGACUCAGGCGCCAAGCUCUUUGUCUCUGCCGUCGGCGUGCCUCCUAGAGAAGUCGUUGACAAGCUACACAAGCAUGGAAUUCUCUACAUGAACAUGAUCGGCCACGUUAAGCACGCGAAGAAGUGCCUCGAACUGGGCGUUGACCUCAUAUGCGCACAAGGGGGAGAAGGUGGUGGCCACACUGGUGACACUCCCACCAGCGUCCUCAUUCCUGCCGUCGCGAAAAUGUGCGCAGAUGCCCCUCCGUCGAAAUUCACCGGUCAGCCCGUCCAGUGCAUCGCGGCCGGAGGUAUCUUCGGCGGACAAUCGCUCGCAAGCGCCUUGAUGCUCGGUGCUUCCGGUGUGUGGGUCGGCACACGUUUCAUUCUCGCCGAUGAAGCCGGUGCUCCCAAGGCCCACCAGGAGGCUGUCCGAACCGCUGGUUUCGACGACAAUGUAAGAACUAUCAUCUUCACCGGACGACCCCUGCGCGUCCGCAACAACGCCUACAUCAGCAAUUGGGAGGAGAACAGACAAGCGGAGAUCAAGACCUUGACUGCGAAGGGGGUUAUCCCGGUUGAGCACGACUUUGAAGAGAAAGGCGAUGACUUGACAGACGAGGACAUGGAAAAUGCCCGCCCAUUCUUGAUGGGUAAGGCUGCUGCGGUGGUCAACGAGAAGAAGAGCGCUCGAGACAUCGUCGACGAGCUUGUCAAUGACGCCGUCAAGGCUCUGCAGAUCGGCAACUCGCUGAUCGUUUCCAAGAGCAAGCUAUAGUGGUUGUCAUCAGGUGCAGGCGGUAUGUGAAUGUGUUAUAAGUAGGACAAUUGACGACAUGUGUUAUGCAAUGAAACAAUUGGGCUUGAA